UCGUGAACCCAUCUUGCCUGUUCUCCAGCAUCAUGUUGGUGGUGGCAAGACAUCUGAGAGAGGUUUUCAUGAGCCAGUAGCUCCAUUACGUCUCCUACCUAUCCAGGCCAAGGAGAUGGAUCAUGAGCAAAAAACCAAUGCCAUUUAUGCUGCCAGUGCAGUAUGGCAGUACCCCCCAUCUCUUUGCAGAGGUUAUUUGUACCUCGCUGUUCUCAUGCAUAAUCUGUAUGUGUGUCAUAUUAGGGCUCCACGGUUGUGAGCCCAUCUUGUCUGUUUUCCAGCAUCAUGUUGGUGGUGGUAUGAAGCCUGACAGAGAAUUAUGUGAACCUGUGGCCCCGUUACAUCUCCCUCCUAUCCAGACCAAGGAGAUGGUUCAUUUUAUGAGCCCUCGCCUUCAGAGUGGUGACAACUCAAAGGACAGCAAUGGAAGGAUCGAUGUUACCUUGUCCACGUCAGUUCAGAAGAUCGAUUGGCAGCAAAUGAGAGUGAAGGAGCUUCUGUAUAGAGAGAGGAAGAAAGAAAGAGAAAAGUCGUUGCAGGUCCUGGAACAGGAUAUUGACCCUGGGGAUGCAGCUGAAGAAAGAAUCCCAGUGCCGGCCACUGCUCUGGACUCUGUAGAGUGUGGAGAGUUGUCAGAGCAUGGAGAUGACCAGGAAGCCAGACCCUUCCCUGAUGCACAAAAGGGUCUGCUCGACACACUCACAUGGCUCAGGAGUGAUGAGUGGGAGGAAAAGACCAAGAGGCUCUUCAGUGUCAGACGCCUGGCUAUCUGCCACUCAGAAGUCCUUCUUAGGAGACUUCAUGGUGUUUCCUCGACAGUCACCAGAGAGGUGAACACCCCCCACUGGAAGGUUUCUCUCCUUGCUCUCAAGACUCUUGGAGAGCUCUUCAGGACCAUGAAGAAGCACAUGGACCCUGAGUUGGAUGAGGUUACUCAGGUCAUGCUCCAGAGGAUGGGGAACUGCAGCAUGUCAGUUCAGAAAGUAGCCAGUCAGUGACUGGGGAUCACUGUGGGGAACGUGACUCCUGCACAAGCCAUUACUGCUGUCAUGGUUAGUGAAAUC
This is a messenger RNA of Pezoporus flaviventris, 1064 nucleotides long. It is a transcript of the gene TOGARAM2, whose product is annotated as TOG array regulator of axonemal microtubules 2. Gene Ontology annotation, molecular function: microtubule binding. Bases 123 to 998 code for a protein of 291 amino acids. The record is from RefSeq and is a predicted model, not a curated record. The transcript is spliced from 5 exons. NCBI's taxonomy places the organism in Eukaryota, Metazoa, Chordata, Aves, Psittaciformes, Psittacidae. Gene Ontology annotation, cellular component: cytoplasmic microtubule; cilium. Gene Ontology annotation, biological process: microtubule cytoskeleton organization.